Molecule: messenger RNA, 884 nt
Organism: Penaeus chinensis
Lineage: Eukaryota; Metazoa; Arthropoda; Malacostraca; Decapoda; Penaeidae
Exons: 2
Coding region: 121-795 (224 amino acids)
Cellular component (GO): extracellular region
Molecular function (GO): chitin binding
Source: RefSeq, a predicted model, not a curated record
CCGGAUGUCAGCAGAACCGGUGGUAUAUAAGAGGUUCCUGUUGAUGAGCAGCUGUCAGUGGUCGAGCGUCUCUUGGUCCAAUAAGUUUUCCGUGGAAGCUGUUCAGCCGCCGUCGUCGCCAUGUUCAAACGACAGCUUCUGAUAGUUCUUUUGGUGGGUGUGUGCUUCUUUGGCGUCAUAUACGCCACUGGCUGCGAACCUUCUUGCAUUGAUACAGCAUUCUACGGAACCAAGAAAUGUCUACCAGCUGGCAGCAUGGUUGAAGACCCGAUGAACUGCACGCAGUACUACUUUUGCCUGUCUAACUGUGCAGUUAUGGAACAUCCAGUGCCCUGCGACGGAGCAACCUUCAACCCUGAUAGUGGCGCAUGCGAUGGACCGCCGGACUGCAAAGCCUCCUGUGACACAGGCAGCUGCCACCUCACCUGCAACGGGACGCUGGACAUGAUUAGCGACCCAAUCGACUGCAGCAAAUAUUACAUCUGCUUCCCGCACGGCAUCGAAGGACCCUUCACUUGCCCAGCCAGUGCGCCUUUUUUCAAUGGAGAAACCUGUGUGAUUGAGAACAGCGAGUGCUGCGAGGGAAGCUGCUUGCCUUUUUGUCCAUCGGCAGGCGUGCAAAUUCCUGAUCCCUUAGACUGUAAGAAGUAUUACAUCUGCGUUACAGGGGGGGAACUAGCAUCGGAAGAUUUCCAUUUCACUUGCAACUCUGGCAAUUUCGACAUAGCUCAGGGGCUAUGCUCAGACACCGCAGAAUGUAAAGUGUUAUGUCCGGGCGGUGUAUCAAUACCAUGAAAACAUUUUAAUAUGCAAAUCUGAAUAGAAUGCAUCUAUGUAUUUUUUGUAACUCUUGAUUAAUUGAGCUUAAAUAAACAUUGCAUAUC